Messenger RNA from Puccinia graminis f. sp. tritici CRL 75-36-700-3, 165 nucleotides. RefSeq lists its product as uncharacterized. NCBI's taxonomy places the organism in Eukaryota, Fungi, Basidiomycota, Pucciniomycetes, Pucciniales, Pucciniaceae. The transcript has a single exon. The record is from RefSeq and is a predicted model, not a curated record. The coding region runs from base 1 to 165 and encodes 54 amino acids.
AUGAACUCGAUCUUAGGAUUCAUUGUAUCCUACAAAGAGCAGAUUGCUGAAAAAACUUUGCAGCUCAAGCACUUGUCUGAACCCACUGGCAGUCCUAGCAUCAAUCUUGAUGUCAACUACCCACCUAGUGGUAGUGGCAGCAAUAACACCAACAUGCGCAUUUAA